Monodelphis domestica (gray short-tailed opossum) is the source of this 5073-nucleotide messenger RNA. The record is from RefSeq and is a predicted model, not a curated record. Lineage: Eukaryota; Metazoa; Chordata; Mammalia; Didelphimorphia; Didelphidae.
ACCAUAGGCAGCGCAAAGGCCUCUGGGAAGCCUCCCCUCCUUCUCCUCCUCCACCUCCACUUUCGAAUAUUUUCCGGCCUUUUCUCCUUAGCCAGCUAAGCAUCCUCCUAUGCACUUCGCGUAGUGAAUGGAGGUGAUAACCUUCAAGGAUGUGGCUGUGGACUUCACCAGGGAGGAGUGGCACCUCUUGGCCCCUCCCCAGAAGGAGCUGUACAAGGAGGUUAUGCUGGAGAAUGCCUGGAACCUGCUCUCUGUGGGGCUACCAGCUCCCCCAGAAGAUGUGAUCUCUUAUUUGGAGCAGAAGGUAACCUCGUGGAUGCGGGAGCAGGAAGGCCUGAGGAGCUGCUGCCCAGAAGGUAAGAUCAGACCUGAAAUGAAAGUGACUCCACCAGAGGUGAGCCUUUCUGUGGAAGAAACUGAGAAACAAAAAUUCUUGAGUGAUGGUCCGGAUCACUUAGCUUGGAGAGGAUUCUAUGUUGAAUUUCAAAAUUCAUCCCUUCUUGAACAUCAAAGAAUGAACUCUGAGGAAAAGUCUCAUGAAUGUUAUCAGUGUGGAAAGACUUUUAUGCAUAGGGCCAGUCUUGCUGUACAUCAGAGAAUUCACACUGGGAAAAAACCUUAUGAAUGCAAGCAAUGUGGAAAGACAUUCAGUUGUAGUUCCAAUCUUACUGUACAUCAGAGAAUCCACACUGGGGAGAAACCUUAUGAAUGUAAGGAAUGUGGUAAAACAUUCAAUCAGAACUCUAAUCUUGUUAACCAUCACAGAAUCCAUACUGGGAAGAAACCUUAUGAAUGCAAGCAAUGUGGAAAGACAUUUAGUCGGAGCUCCCAACUUGCUCAACAUGAGAGAAUCCACACUGGGGAGAAACCUUAUGAAUGUAAGCAAUGUGGAAUGACAUUUAAUCAGAGCUCCCAUCUUGCUCGACAUCAGAGAGUCCACACUGGUGAGAAACCUUAUGAAUGCAAGCAAUGUGGAAAGACAUUCAGUCAGAAUUCUAGUCUUGCUAAACACCAGAGAAUCCAUACUGGGGAGAAACCUAAUGAAUACGAGCAAUGUGGGAAGACAUUUAGUAAGAGCUCCAAUCUUACUGAACACCAGAAAAUCGACACUGGGGAGAAAUCCUGUGUAUAUAAGCAAUGUGUAAAGAUAGUCAAUCAGAACUCUAAUCUUGUUAACCAUCAGAGAAUCCACACUGGGAAGAAACCUUAUGAAUGCAAACAAUGUGGAAAGAUAUUCAGUCGGGGCUCCCAUCUUGUUCGCCAUCAGAGAGUCCACACUGGGGAGAAACCUUAUAAAUGCAAGCAAUGUGGAAAGAAAUUUAGUCGGAGUUCUAGACUUGUAGAACAUCAGAGAAUCCACACUGGGGAGAAACCUUAUGGAUGCCAGCAAUGUGGGAAGACAUUUAGUAAGAACUCCAAUCUUACUGAACAUCAGAGAAUCCACACUGGGGAGAAACCUUAUGAAUGCGAGCAAUGUGGAAAGACAUUCAGUUUUAGCUCCCAACUUGCUUUACAUCAGAGAAUCCACACUGGGGAGAAACCUUAUGAAUGCAAGCAAUGUGGAAAGACAUUCAGUUGGAACUCUAGUCUUUCUUUACAUGAGAGAAUUCACACUGGGGAGAAGCCUUAUGAAUGCAAACAAUGUGGAAAGAAAUUCAGUCGUAGUUAUCAUCUUAUUCAACAUCAGAGAGUCCAUACUGGGGAGAAACCUUAUGAGUGCAAGCACUGUAGAAAGACAUUCAGACGGAGCUCUAGUCUUUCUCAACAUGAGAGAAUCCACAGUGGGAAGAAACCUUAUGAAUGCAAGCAAUGUGGAAAGACAUUCGGUCUGAGUUAUAGUCUUGCUAAACAUCAGAGAAUCCAUACUGGGGAGAAACCUCAUGAAUGCAAACAAUGUGGAAAGACAUUUAAUCAGACAUCCCUUCUUGUUCGACAUGUGAGAGUUCACACUGGGGAGAAACCUUAUGAAUGCAAGCAAUGUGGAAAGACAUUCAGUCGAAGCUCCAUUCUUGCUGAACAUCAGAGAAUCCACAGUGGAGAGAAACCUUAUGAAUGCAAUCAGUGUGGAAGGACAUUCAGUUGUACCUCUAGUUUUGCUGUACAUCAGAGAAUCCACACUGGGGAGAAACCUUAUGAAUGCAAACAAUGUGGAAAGACUUUCAUUCAGAGCUCAAGUCUUGUUGUACAUCAAAGAAUCCACACUGGGGAGAAACCUUAUGAAUGCAAACAGUGUGGGAAGACAUUCAGCCGGAGCUCCAAUCUUGCUGUACAUCAGAGAAUCCAUACUGGUGAGAAACCCUUUGAAUGCAAACAAUGUGGAAAGACAUUCAGUCAGAGCUCCAGUCUUGCUUACCAUCAUAGAAUCCAUACUGGUGAGAAGCCUUAUGAAUGCAAGCAAUGUGGGAAGACAUUUAGUCGGAGCUCUACUCUUGCUAUACAUCAGAGGAUCCAUACUGGUGAGAAACCUAAUGAAUGCAAUGUGUGUGGAAAGACUUUUAUGCACAGGGUCAGUCUUGCUGUACAUCAGAGAGUCUACACUGGGGAGAAACCUUAUGAAUGCAAUCAGUGUGGAAAGACAUUCAGUCAGAGGUCCCAUCUUGCUGUACAUCAUAGAAUCCACACUGGGGAGAAACCUUAUGAAUGCAAUCAGUGUGGAAAGACAUUCAGUCAGAGCUCCCAUCUUACUGUACAUCACAGAAUCCACACUGGGGAGAAACCUUAUGAAUGCAAGCAAUGUGGAAAGACAUUCAAUUGUGGCUCUGAUCUUGCUAUACAUCAAAGAAUCCACACUGGGGAGAAACCUUAUGAAUGCCAUCAUUGUGGAAAGGCAUUCAGUCAGAGGUCCAAUCUUGCUGUACAUAAGAGAAUCCACACUGGGGAGAAACCUUAUGCAUGCAAUCAGUGUGGAAAGGCAUUCAGACUGAAAAUUGAUCUUGCUAAACAUGAGAGAAUUCACACUGGCGAGAAACCUUAUGAAUGCAAGCAAUGUGGAAAGACUUUCAGACUGAGAUUCAAUCUUGUUACACAUCAGAGAAUCCACACUGGGGAGAAACCUUAUGAAUGCAAUCAGUGUGGAAAGACAUUCAGACUGAGAUUCGAUCUUGCUAAACAUGAGAGAAUCCACACUGGGGAGAUACCUUAUAAAUGCAAGCAAUGUGGAAAGCCAUUCAGACUGAGAUUCAGUCUUGCUACACAUCAGAGAAUCCACACUGGGGAGAAACCUUAUGAAUGCAAACAGUGUGGAAAGACAUUCAGUCGUAGCUUCAGUCUUGCUACACAUCAGAGAAUCCACACUGGGGAGAAACCUUAUGAAUGCAAUAAGUGUGGAAAGAUGUUCAGACUGAGAUUUGAUCUUGCUAAACAUCAGACAAUCCACACUGGGGAGAAACCUUAUGAAUGCAAUCAAUGUGGAAAGACAUUCAGACUGAGAUUUGAUCUUGCUAAACAUCAGAGAAUCCAUACUGGGGAGAAACCUUAUGAAUGUAAUCAGUGUGGAAAGACAUUCAGUUGUAGCUCCAGUCUUGCCAUACAUCAGAGAAUCCACACUGGGGAAAAACCUUAUGAAUGCAGUCAGUGUGGAAAGACGUUCAGUCGUGGCUCCAGUCUUGCUGUACACCAGAGAAUCCACACUGGGGAGAAACCUUAUGAAUGCAAUCAAUGUGGAAAGGCAUUCAGACUGGGAUUCAGUCUUGCUACACAUCAAAGAAUCCACACUGGGGAGAAACCUUAUGAAUGCAAACAGUGUGGAAAGACAUUCAGUCGUAGCUCCAGUCUUGCUGUACAUCAGAGAAUCCACACUGGGGAGAAACCUUAUGAAUGCAAACAGUGUGGAAAAACAUUCAGUCGUAGCUCCAGUCUUGCUGUACAUCAGAGAAUCCACACUGGGGAGAAACCUUAUGAAUGCAAUCAGUGUGGAAAGGCAUUCAAUCAGAGGUCCAAUCUUGCUGUACAUCAGAGAAUCCAUGCUGGAAAGAAAACUUAAGUCAGUCAAUGUGGAAAAACAAUCACAAUGAGUUCCAGUCUUGCUCAUCAUCAGAGAAUCUACACUGGUGUGGUGAAAAUUUAUCACACCCAUGCAAAAACUCGAAGGUUUAUUGAGAGGAGGCCAAACUUCCAUUAAAGUUGUACCCUGGUUCAGGUCAGGACCAGAGACCCCAGGCCUUAGGAAAUAGCCUUUUUUUAUAGAGAAGUCUGAUGAUGUCCUGUCCCAAAAGACAGACUGAAUAUAGAAUUUUUUCACAUGGAUAGAUUGUACAAGUGCUGAUGAUAUCCUACCCUAAAAGACAGACUGAAUACAGAAUAUUCAUGUGGACAGAUUGCACAACAUCUGAAUAAGCUAGAAAGUGUCAAAAAUACUAUCACUGGCAACUGUAUAUCUAUUAUUAUUAUUGAUCUUUUCGGUAAAGGGUUAGGAUUUAAUUAUUUUUUUCCACUGACAACUAGGAGUCAGCAUUUCGAUGGAUGAAUGUAUGACUUACAAUUGCACCAGAGAUAAUUUUGGACCAAAGAGCAUCCUUCUACCUCCUGUAUUAUGAUCUUACAACACGGUUUGGUGGGCUUGUUUGGAACCUUUGAUUUUCAGGAUAAGUUAAAAAAGCUUGUCAGAAAGAUUUUUAUACCAUCCUUAAACUAUAUUUUCUUAGCUAAUGUUUAUAAUUCCUUUGAGGCAAACUAUAUUAUCUGUGUUAUAAUGAAAAAAGCUGAUACCAUUGUAAUCAUAAAAGGGGUUUAGGGGAUUUCACAUACACACUGGUAAGAAACUUUAUGGUAAGAAACAACAUGGAAAGACAUCCAGUUGGAGCUCUAGUCUUGCAACUGUAUAAAUAGAAUUUUGCUCUCCAGAACUCUCUUUCCAAAUUUCCCAUGUUACUUCUCACCUCACAUGCUGACAUAGGGAGGAUACAUUUUUAUGUAGCUCUGCCUUCUUGCUCUUUUCCCAGGAACACAGUUUGUGGAGGUGGGGUGAGUGCCAGGCAGGAGAAUUUCAUUCACAUGGCUUUUACCCAGGCUUUUAUUUUUGUUCUUUCAUUUCUCUUACUUCAAGUGACUAUUAAUAAACUUUACAAAAUAUAA